CAGGAGCCGGGCCGGGCCGGCAGCGUGUGCAGCGCUGCACGAAAAUGCACUCGGAUGCCGCCGCUGUCAGAAUGCAGAGGCAGCUCCUGUCUGCUGUAUGCUGCAGUUUGGGAUUCUCAGUCUUCAGAUUUUCAACUGAAUUCUCAUCUGUCAACGCUGGCAAAUAUUCACAAGAUUUACCACACCCUCAAUAGGCUGAAUCUGACAGAGGACGUUGGUCAAGACAAUCACCAGACAGGAGAGAGCCUUUCAAAGAUUCGAAGAAUAGGAAGUCUUCGGUCUUGCAGUUCAUCAGACUGCUUUAGUAAAGUGAUGCCUCCAAGGAAAAAGAGGAGACCUGCAGCAGGAGAUGAUUUAUCUGCUAAGAAAAGUAGACAUGAUGGUAUGUAUAGAAAAUACGAUUCAACUAGAAUAAAAGCAGAGGAAGAAGAAGUCUUUUCAAGUAAGAGAUGCUUAGAAUGGUUCUAUGAAUAUGCAGGCACGGAUGACAUUGUAGGGCCAGAAGGUAUGGAGAAAUUUUGUGAAGACAUUGGAGUCGAACCAGAAAAUGUAGUUAUGCUUGUGCUAGCAUGGAAGUUGGAUGCACAAAACAUGGGCUACUUUACAUUACAAGAAUGGUUAAAAGGAAUGACAUCACUACAGUGUGAUACUACAGAAAAAUUGAGAAAUUCUCUGGAUUACUUGAGAUCUUUAUUAAAUGAGCCUGCCAAUUUUAAACUUAUUUAUAGAUAUGCCUUUGACUUUGCACGGGAAAAGGACCAGCGCAGCCUAGAUAUCAAUACUGCCAAGUGUAUGUUGGGCCUUCUUUUAGGAAAAGCAUGGUCCCUUUUUCCAGUGUUCCAUCAGUUUCUAGAGCAGCAAUCAAAAUACAAAGUUAUCAAUAAGGACCAAUGGUGUAACGUUCUUGAAUUCAGCAGAACAAUUAACCUUGACCUCAGUAACUAUGAUGAAGAUGGAGCCUGGCCAGUGUUGUUGGAUGAGUUUGUGGAAUGGUAUAAAGGAAAGCAGAUGACAUAGGAGUUUAACUAUGCACAGCCACUCAAGAGUCACUGUUACCACAGUUAUGUCAACCAUUAGCCAUAAACUGCUAUUUGUAUCAAAGUGCAUGCUGCUUUUCUUGCACUGCAUCCCUUUGGCAAGGAACUUUUGAUGUUUGCUAUUUAACAAGCUAGCUAUGCUUGCUGUUUAGCAUUGUUCUCUUUGAAGGCUGCUUUGCAUUUUGUAUUUACACUACAAAUUGGUGAACUUGCCAGAGUCUUCACUGUGAUUAUGUGUAUAUUGCUGUCUAAAUUUUGUAUAUGUGUAUAAAAAAAAGCUUCACCUAGGAAUUAUUUCUGCAGAAAUGUAUUGUAAAAAUAAUUUUGUGGCAUAUUUCUAAUCAGCACUUACAUGUCUGUUGAAACUUUAGUUAUUUUGUUUUUCUUUUGGUCUCAAAUGUAGCAUUUCAGUCUCUCUGGACAUAGUUAUGUGAAGAACUCUUUACGGUUUCAAUGUUACUAUUUGAGAUGCCAAUUUCUCAGAAGACAUGCUGUGAUUUCCUUCACCAGAAUUUGCCAAACCUGACCUAAUGCUUUAUAGGAAUGAAAUAUUGGUGUCUUAAAAAAUAUAUAUACAUAUAAAUAUUUAAACACUGUAAUAGUUGUACAUGCCACAGAUUAUUUCCAUUUGAAGAAAAAAGUACUGACUUUUUAAUGUUGAAACUGCAGUAGUCAUUACAGGUACAAAAGUGCAAAUUAAAGUACCUUUUAAAAAUGGG
Serinus canaria (Common canary) is the source of this 1756-nucleotide messenger RNA. It is a transcript of the gene DCUN1D4, whose product is annotated as defective in cullin neddylation 1 domain containing 4. The transcript is spliced from 13 exons. Gene Ontology annotation, molecular function: ubiquitin conjugating enzyme binding; ubiquitin-like protein binding; cullin family protein binding. Bases 55 to 1017 code for a protein of 320 amino acids. The record is from RefSeq and is a predicted model, not a curated record. Gene Ontology annotation, cellular component: ubiquitin ligase complex. Lineage: Eukaryota; Metazoa; Chordata; Aves; Passeriformes; Fringillidae. Gene Ontology annotation, biological process: positive regulation of ubiquitin-protein transferase activity; protein neddylation.